GAUCGUGGAGCAAAUGGAAAAUCCGGGGAACAUCUCAUAUACCUGCUAGACGGGCUGGGAUUGACGUCAUUUAGUAGGCAAUAUAUCAUCAGCCCAUCUUCGUCUCAUCACUUCAUGUCUACACGUCGUGGUCCUCGUUGGUUACUUGUUCAACCCCUUCAUUUUAAAUACUCGCAUCAUCACACAAGACGUGAUAGCAUACAUCAUUACCGUUCAACAGGCCGUCAAGCUAAACAUCACAUCACGUGAACUCGGCAAUCUCGCCACCAGACUGUCAAAAUGCCUGCCACUACACGUAGCAAGACAAAGCAGUCUCAUCUCGAAGACGUUGCGACCACAGAGACGAAGCACGAGUCCAAAGCGAACAAAGCAUCUGAUUCAAAGGACCAAAAGCAGUCCAAAGCUUCCGCCAAGAGAUCCGAGUCCAAGUCCAGGCAAUCAACAAAGGACAAGACAAAGGACAAACCACCCACCCCAAACAAGCGCAAACAGCCCGACGCCGCCGAUGGUGCUGAUGGCAAUGCGACGUCCGGAAAACUUUCUCCCGCGAAGAAACAAAAGCAACAACAUGCGCCCAAAGCCGGCGAUGACGCCUUGUCCGACGACAAACCGAUCAUGAUCAACCGCUCUCCUGUUCUUCAACUCUGGUCUGCAUGCGUUGCACAACACCUGUACCCCGACCAAUCCUGGACGACAAGCCUAUCCGUCGGCUCCGCCAUCUCAACACUGUGCGCCAUAUCAAAGGGCCGCUCCAUCGGCACGAUCGAGGAGUCAGACAAAUCACCCGAUGAGAAAGCCGAAAAGGACGCUCAACGGCGCGCCGCAAACGCCGGAGCCGACAUUGAAGUCCAAGUCAUGGGCUUUACACUACACAUCAAGAACGGCGAUGUCCUCCUCCAAGGAAAACCGAAGCAUGGCAAUGAAGCACUCUUAAAAUCUAAGUUCGGCGAGGACAACUAUGAAAGAACCAAAAAGGCUAUGGAGGAUGCCCUUGCGACGUGGAAGAGCAAGGACGAUGACUUGAAUGCCAAGGCAUUCCACAUGUACGAAGAAUUCAGACCGAGUGUGCAGAGUGGACAAGGAGGCUGGGGCAAGAAAGGAGCUUUGGAGCUGGACCGAGUCAAAGAAGUAGUUGAGCGAGGAUAAAACUGACCGACCGAGAACGAACAC
This is a messenger RNA of Exophiala viscosa, 1170 nucleotides long. RefSeq lists its product as uncharacterized. Lineage: Eukaryota; Fungi; Ascomycota; Eurotiomycetes; Chaetothyriales; Herpotrichiellaceae. Bases 280 to 1146 code for a protein of 288 amino acids. The record is from RefSeq and is a predicted model, not a curated record. The transcript has a single exon.